This is a messenger RNA of Alternaria conjuncta, 1839 nucleotides long. RefSeq lists its product as uncharacterized. Bases 1 to 1839 code for a protein of 612 amino acids. The transcript is spliced from 3 exons. NCBI's taxonomy places the organism in Eukaryota, Fungi, Ascomycota, Dothideomycetes, Pleosporales, Pleosporaceae. The record is from RefSeq and is a predicted model, not a curated record.
AUGGGCAUGAUCAACGAGGCGAAACCCUCAGGAACUGAAGCGUUUCCAAUCCCUCCACGUGCGUCCAGCCCUACGUUGAGCGAGGCUGAGUUCGACCUGCACGCUCAACUGGCUUCUUCGUUUGGCAGCAACAGCGAUCCUCGCAUGCUUGCCCAGGAUGGGACGCCCCUUGCAGAACGCAACCCUUCCUGGAGGGGCAUGCGUCAGGCGUCAGCUGGAGACGGGAAGCUUAUUGAUACUACAGGCCAGCCCCGAAGAGAUUUCGCUAAUGCUGUACUGCCUGAUAAUCCUCCUCCGGCUGUCCCGCGUAAAUCCAGCAGGCGGCGAUUGGCAGCCAGGACGACUGUUGAAGUCAACCGUCUACCGCGAGACCAUAUCGCUUCACAGCUGAAGCGAAAGUCCUUUCGCACGAGCAGAACAUUGACACUUAUGAUUCCGCAAUACAAGCGUUCCAGUGUGGACCUGGUGUUUUCUCCGCGAGCUGUUUCUACCAAAACCACCAAACCACCCAUUACGUCUGACGGAGCUGAGAAAGUCAUACUCAACAUCUUCCAACAUCUAGAUCACUUCAACGAUCUUUUCGCCGCAGCCUCCAUCAACCGAGGCUUCUAUCGUGUGUUCAAACGUCAUGAACUCGAUCUCAUCAAAUCUACCUUGCAAAAGAUGUCACCACCAGCCUGGGAGUUUAGAGAGAUCGCCUUUCCUGGACACGAACUUCUACUUGCAGCAGACCUUGAGACGACACGACCUGCAGAGGAGUACACCCCAACUUCAUAUCUCAAGCUCCAGAAGCGAGACAUCCAAGUCAUCCGCACAAUCAAGUUGGAGAUUAUGGAGAAAUGCCAGUCCUUCGUACGACCAGAGAUAUCAGCUGCGCUCAUGAGCGCCUGCCCAGCCGAGUCUGCUAGGGUUGACGAUGCGUUAUGGCGCAUAUGGACAUUCUGUAAGCUAUUUGGCUCGGGAAAAGGACGUGAGGAGGACAUUGUUGCGCAGAUGGACUGGCUCAAUGGUGGUAUGCUUGUCCAUCAGGCGACCUGCACCUUCAGCAUGAUGAGCACAGACCUCAUGAGCGACACAUUGGUCGGUGCACCUGAGUGCUUCGGGCAAGGGAACGAAGGCGGCCUUACCGCCGAGCAACUCUUCGACAUGAUGGAACUAUGGACCUGUCUUUCCGUCCUGCUACAAAACUUCGAAGGGCGCACAGUUCAAGCCCGACAAGCCGGUAUUUACGACAACACCGACAUUCGUGGUGGCGAUAUUGAUGGCGAGGAGAUGAUGCUUGACGAAUGGAUCUACCACCUCCUCACCUUUGGCCUUGAUACUGUUCUCAAGCUCACUGGCCCGUUCCACCCCUCGGAUCCCAAAGCCUUUGUUAUUGCGGCGGAGAACGGAUGGGUCAACUGGAAGCCUCCUGUGCUUGACGGUACACGACAAUACUUCCUCAAAGAAGCAGCCCGACGCGUCUACGAAGACAAGAUUGCGCAUACCUAUGCUAAGAUCUCAAUCCGCGACGUGCAGCGCCAACAGUCCAAGAUACGUAUUCAGAAACACAUUGACGAACUCAAGGAUCGCAAAAGGAAUGGUGAGCAACGACCAAUGGUUCUCAGGGAAAGACCCAUGUCAGACUGGGAUACUGUGAUUCGAAACUUGACACGCCCUCCUCUACCACCACAAGGCCCGGGAAAGGACAUCAUCACUCAUGUUCCGGCACUGAGAUCAUCUUCUGUGGAAGACAUACCGACAUCUAUCGAGGUCGACAUCCAGCAGAACAGCUUCACCACCUCGGCGAACUGUGGCUCAGCCUUUGCUCCCAUCACCGCCCCCCUCCACAGUUCCUAG